AUGGUGCUGUACAUACACGCUCAGCUUGAGGAGGUUGCUGAACAAGACCUGAUAGGGACGGUAGAGAUUCAAGAGGGACUAGGGACCAUAUUCGCCCGCGAAGCGUCCAAACUCGAGCAAGAACAUGACCAUUCCGUCAGUAAACCUAUUAUGGUCGGCGGAAACAACGCAAGUCAAGCCGCCUCUCCGCGAUCAGAAUCGUAUGGCCCUGGAGUUCUGCAAAUGGUUGUAGACAAUGUUCUUAGUGGCUCACCUGCGUCCGUCAACACAAAACAUUUUGUAAAUGCCGCAGAGGAACGAUGUGUCGAUGCGUUUUGUGGAGCGCAGAUUACUCCUUACCUAGUACAAGGUGGUCAUGUUAUCGGUGGUACAACCACUCUUCCCAUGCAGUCGAAGAACUCCGGCACUGGUGGUUACGGCUAUGGCUCCUGGAGUACGGUAUAUCCAACGAGUCACGCACUCACAACACCAUCCAACAUUGAAAACUCGCAAAAUGGUGAGUCACUCAGAUAA
Molecule: messenger RNA, 513 nt
Organism: Cooperia oncophora
Lineage: Eukaryota; Metazoa; Nematoda; Chromadorea; Rhabditida; Trichostrongylidae
Source: the annotation of a GenBank genome assembly